AUGAGCCACCGGCACCGUGCGCUCAGCUGCUGUCUCCUCCACGCGUUGCUGCUGUUGCUGCUGCCGCACGGUCCGGGGCGCGUUGCGGAGCUCGCGGUGGCGGCGGAGUACUCUUCCAAAAGCGACUUGGACUACGAGUUCGGGGACUACCGGGGCAAGUGGUGCAUCGACGACCACGGUUUUGUUUACGGCAUCGGAGAGAUUUAUUACCCGAGCCCCACUGCGUGUCCGUGCACUUGCACCGUGGACGGUCCGGUGUGCGUCCGACCCAAGUGUCGUCGCAUCCACCCCCAGUGCACGAGGAUCAGGUAUAAGGCAUGCUGUCCGGUGUGCGAGGCUAUGGCCAGGGUCUGUGUCUACAGGGGCAAAACGUACCGGCUCCUAGAGGAGUUCAGGUUGUCCAGGUGUGAGCGAUGUCGCUGUGAGGCCAACAGAGAGGUGUACUGCACCAUUUCGGACUGCCCCGCCCCUCAUUGUGUCAACCCCACCUACGAAGCCAACCACUGCUGCCCCGUCUGUAAGGCUGGUCCCAACUGUUUUGCCGGGAACAGGGUGAUCCCGGCCGGGGAGCGAGUGAACAUUGACGAGCGGACAGUGUGCUACUGCACCUACCGGGACGGGACGUGGCACACCCACCCUCAGGCCACCUGUGAGCAACGGCCCCAACCCAGCCCACCGCCCGGCCCCCGCACCGAGGCCCCUGGGGAUGAGGACCCCAGUGGUAGAGGUGGGAGGCCAUAUAUUCCCAGACUGGAUCUGAUACCGUGA
Molecule: messenger RNA, 768 nt
Organism: Scomber japonicus (chub mackerel)
Lineage: Eukaryota; Metazoa; Chordata; Actinopteri; Scombriformes; Scombridae
Product: von Willebrand factor C domain-containing protein 2-like
Exons: 3
Coding region: 1-768 (255 amino acids)
Biological process (GO): negative regulation of BMP signaling pathway
Cellular component (GO): AMPA glutamate receptor complex
Molecular function (GO): protein binding
Source: RefSeq, a predicted model, not a curated record